AUGCUCAGAAGAGCUUUCGGCAGCGAGAAACAAGUCGACCCCUCAGACGACGACGACCGCUCGAGGCGCUUGCGCUACCGCUGCCGCGCAACCAACGUCCUCACCAUUGUCUACCUGUUGAGCCUCCUCCUCAUCGCGCUCGCUCUGUCCCUGGCUGAUGCUGAGAAGCAGCGGCAGUCCCUGGCUGACGUCUUGCAGAAUUGCGGCAAUCAGAACCACCAAGUCCACCUGGUCGGGAUGGAAGAGGCAAUCGCUGCCGACGAGGAAGGCACUUACGACGAGCUGGAGAAGCUGCGGAUUGCAAAGCGGAUAAGGAAGCUCAGAGAGCAGAGGCGUAAGAGCGACCGAGAAGCGCGAAUGAACGAGGAUGGCGAUGAAAACAGCGCGUAUCACUAUCUAUAG
Emiliania huxleyi CCMP1516 is the source of this 402-nucleotide messenger RNA. RefSeq lists its product as hypothetical. The record is from RefSeq and is a predicted model, not a curated record. The transcript has 3 exons. The coding region runs from base 1 to 402 and encodes 133 amino acids. Lineage: Eukaryota; Haptophyta; Isochrysidales; Noelaerhabdaceae.